AAUGCUACAAUCUUCAGUCACCGCUAAGAAUAAACCUCUCGACAACAACGCUGUGUCAACCCAAAACACUCCAGAAACUACAUUGGGAAGAUGACCCAGUAGAAUGACCUCACACGAGAGAGUCUAUAUAAGUUAGAGUAAGCAGGCUACCGCAGAGUCUGGAUAUUAACCAAGGAGGCUACUAGCUCAGGGUUUGUGCAAGAGCUACAACCAUGUCACAGCCAGCUCCCGUGAAAAAGAAACGUCCUCCAGUCAAAGAGGAAGACCUCAAAGGGGCUAAAGGAAAGCUCUCUAGCAACCAGGAAAUCAAAUCCAAAACGUACCAAGUCAUGAAGCAGUGUGAGCAAGCUGGCUCCGCUGCGCCGUCCGUAUUCAGCCGAGACCGGACGGGAGGGGAAACAGUCUUCGAUAGGCCUAAAGAAGAGCCUGCAAAGAGUGUCUUUGGCUGAUGGCCAAGUUCAAGAUCUGCAAUGAAUAUUCAUGGUCUACUUAACCCCCCCUUAUUUUGCUUUUACAUACAUCAGUCUUAUUACGGCACUAUUAACUUAAUUCUUUUAAUUACUAAUUAAGAGAAUUUGCAUUGUAUGAUACUAUUGUUUUUUGUAACAUGGGGGGUGGGAUGAUUAGCUAUCCUGUGGAUGAUUCAAGUUGGGUAGUAGUUAUUGAGUGCAGGCUGAUCCAGUAAUGACCAAUUUUGUUACAUGAUUCUUCUCUUUAAAUUUGUGUUCCAGAACAGUGUCCCAAUUCCAAUUGUGAUUAUAAUUAUGUGGCAUAAAACCAAUAAAGCAUGGUGGCUUCGAGUUUGGCAAA
Elgaria multicarinata webbii is the source of this 810-nucleotide messenger RNA. It is a transcript of the gene MUSTN1, whose product is annotated as musculoskeletal, embryonic nuclear protein 1. The transcript has 3 exons. Gene Ontology annotation, cellular component: nucleus. Lineage: Eukaryota; Metazoa; Chordata; Lepidosauria; Squamata; Anguidae. Gene Ontology annotation, biological process: tissue regeneration; chondrocyte differentiation; chondrocyte proliferation. The record is from RefSeq and is a predicted model, not a curated record. Bases 213 to 449 code for a protein of 78 amino acids.